Messenger RNA from Erinaceus europaeus (western European hedgehog), 3766 nucleotides. RefSeq names its product ralA binding protein 1 (gene RALBP1). The coding region runs from base 215 to 2167 and encodes 650 amino acids. The transcript is spliced from 10 exons. Gene Ontology annotation, biological process: positive regulation of GTPase activity; endocytosis; small GTPase-mediated signal transduction. NCBI's taxonomy places the organism in Eukaryota, Metazoa, Chordata, Mammalia, Eulipotyphla, Erinaceidae. The record is from RefSeq and is a predicted model, not a curated record. Gene Ontology annotation, molecular function: small GTPase binding; GTPase activator activity. Gene Ontology annotation, cellular component: membrane.
GGCUGGGGCGGGGUGGGAAUGGGGUUCCCGAGGCCGCUCAGGGGCGCAGCGCGGGAGGCGGCUACGGUGGCUGCGGCGGCGGCGGCGGCGUGAGCGCGAGGAGGCGGCGGCUGCGGCGAGGCGGGCGGUCGCGUGGCGGCAGGAGCAGCACCCGGAGCAGGUGUGAUGGAUAGGUGACGGAGAAGGCUUCUUCACAGUCCAUCGGGGAAGCAGAAUGACGGAAUGCUUCCUGCCCCCCACCAGCAGCCCCAGUGAACACCGCAGGGUGGAACACGGCAGUGGUCUUACUCGAACUCCCAGCUCUGAGGAGAUCAGCCCCACUAAGUUUCCUGGAUUGUACCGCACUGGCGAGCCCUCACCUCCGCAUGACAGUCUCCACGAACCUCCUGAUCUAGUGUCUGAUGAUGAGAAAGACCAUGGAAAGAAAAAAGGGAAAUUUAAGAAAAAGGAAAAAAGGACUGAAGGCUAUGCUGCCUUUCAGGAAGAUAGCUCCGGCGAUGAAGCCGAAAGUCCUUCCAAAAUGAAGAGGUCCAAGGGAAUCCAUGUUUUUAAGAAGCCCAGCUUUUCUAAAAAGAAGGAGAAGGAUUUUAAAAUAAAAGAGAAACCCAAAGAGGAAAAACAGAAAGAAGAAAAGCACAAGGAAGAAAAACAUAAAGAGAAGAAAUCAAAAGACUUGACAGCAGCUGACGUCGUUAAACAGUGGAAGGAAAAGAAGAAAAAAAAGAAGCCGAUCCAGGAGCCGGAGGCGCCCCCGGUCGAUGUCCCAAACGUCAAGCCCAUUUUUGGGGUUCCUCUGGCCGAGGCGGCCGAGAGGACCAUGAUGUAUGACGGCGUGCGGCUGCCGGCGGUGUUCCGCGAAUGUGUGGACUACGUGGAGAAGCACGGCAUGAGGUGUGAGGGCAUCUACAGAGUCUCAGGCAUUAAAUCAAAGGUGGAUGAGCUGAAAGCAGCCUAUGACAGAGAGGAGUCUCCAAACUUGGAAGAAUAUGAGCCCAACACGGUAGCCAGUUUGCUGAAGCAAUAUCUGCGAGACCUUCCCGAGAACCUGCUCACCAAAGAGCUUAUGCCCCGCUUUGAAGAAGCUUGUGGGAGGAACACAGAAACCGAGAGAGUCCAGGAGCUGCAGCGCUUACUGAAGGAACUGCCAGAAUGUAACUAUCUUCUGAUUUCCUGGCUGAUCGUACACAUGGACCAUGUGAUCGCUAAGGAACUGGAAACAAAAAUGAAUAUUCAGAACAUUUCUAUAGUGCUCAGCCCGACAGUUCAGAUCAGCAAUCGUGUCCUGUAUGUGUUUUUCACACAUGUGCAAGAACUCUUUGGGAAUGUGGCACUCAAGCAAGUGACAAGGCCUCUCCGCUGGUCUAACAUGGCCACUAUGCCCACACUGCCGGAACUCCAGGAGCACAUCAAGGAGGAGAUCAGGAGACAGGAAUUUCUUUUGAAUUGUUUACAUCGAGAUCUGCAAGGCGGCAUCAAAGAUUUAUCUAAAGAAGAAAGAUUAUGGGAAGUACAAAGAAUCUUAACAGCCCUCAAACGAAAACUCAGAGAAGCUAAAAGACAGGAGUGUGAGACCAAGAUCGCACAAGAGAUAGCCAGCCUUUCCAAAGAGGAUGUCUCUAAAGAAGAAAUGAAUGAAAAUGAAGAAGUUAUAAAUAUUCUUCUCUCACAGGAGAAUGAAAUCCUGACUGAACAGGAAGAGCUUCUAGCGAUGGAGCAGUUCCUGCGUCGACAGAUUGCCUCAGAGAAAGAAGAGAUUGAACGCCUCAGAGCUGAGAUCGCAGAGAUUCAGAGCCGCCAGCAGCAUGGCCGGAGCGAGACGGAGGAGUACUCCUCUGAGAGCGAGAGCGAGAGCGAGGACGAGGACGAGGACGAGCUGCAGGUCAUCCUGGAAGAUCUGCAGAGGCAGAACGAAGAGCUCGAGAUCAAGAACAAUCACCUGACUCAAGCGAUCCACGAGGAGCGUGAGGCCAUCAUCGAGCUGCGCGUGCAGCUCCGCCUGCUCCAGGUGCAGCGAGCCAAGCCCGAGCCGCAGCCCCACGAGGAAGACGAUCCUGACUGGCGUGGGGGUGCCAGCCAGCCACCCAGAGACACGGCCUCAGAGACGAAAGCGGCCAAGGAGCAGGCCAGGCCGUCACCAAGCAGAGACAGGAAGGAGACGCCCAUCUGAGCGGCCGCGGCCGUGUCCUGGGAUCCCCUGGACCUAACUCGACCUGUGCAUCUUACUGUAAGACCCCGAGUCAGAGUGCACACCCCUCCGCUGUACAUUCUGUAAAGGUGUCUGUUCCUCUGACUCUUCCUUCUUUCACGAAGCUCACGACUUCUCCGCGUCGGGCUCAGGUGAAGCGAGGGGACGACGCAGUGGCCGUGUGGGCUUGGGGAGGGACGGAUGACUCUUGCACAUAGGGUCAGCUUCUUUGAAGAUUAAUUUUCUCAACUCUUUUAACCCUCGAGUGGCUUCUUUUUAAACCAAAAAUCAUCUUUGCUUUUCUAUUAUAGCCAAAAUCAGGAUCUCUUUCUCUUGUUCGGGGUGGGGGGGUCCCGCCUUGCAGGCUGCCCUGCCGGUCCCCCCAGGAGCUCUGCUUCCCUGUCCCUUGCUUGUGCCUUUCACACCUUGUCGGUGCAGAUCACGAAGUGGGGAUCUGCCUCAGACGCCCUGACUGGCCACAAUGGCUCUCACUGGGGUCACCUUUUCCACCCUGUCAGACUCUCCUGUAACAACCCCGAACCACAGCCCUGGGCCCGAGGCAUCAGGACGGCCCAGCCGGCUGCAGACUGAGCUGCCCACCGUCCCGGGGUCGGGCCGCCUCCUUCCUCUCGGUCCUCGUGCUGGUGAGCAGCACGAGUUUUUCACGGGGCUCGGUCGUGGUGACCGCCUGCACCUAGUGCAUCCACACACAGGAUCUGUUUCUCAAACCAGACAUUCUUUCUGACUGACCUUUCAUUGAAAACAGAAUGACUAAGAUUGCUUGCUUGGGCUAGAAUGUAAAUGUCUCCUUGCCUGAAUAAGCCAUAUUUAUGCUCUUCAGAGUUUGAAAUGACCCAUUUUUGCCUCAGUGAACCUGCCGAUGGACUCCCCAAUUGACAGGACUGAGCAAUAGAAAACAAACAGAAACUCCUCCUUUUAAUGAUAGCUGUGACUCCCAACCCCUUUCCUUGCUUGUACGACUCCUGAGGUGAUCUGCGGCGCCUUUGUCAGUCCUCUGUCGGGUAAAGGGCGCCCUGAGGCAGGUCGGUUCUCAUGGCUGUGAGGACAGGCCACACGCAUUCAAGGUGAUGGAAACCACCUCCCAGAGGGCUCUGUCCUCGCCUCCUCCUCCUCUUCCUCGUUAAUAUUUAUUUUCAGCACCUGUUUGAUGCGGUUUUUAUCCUCUUAUCUAUUGCACUGUUGUGACUUGUUGGCCAUUAUUUGAUUUUUGUAUGAAAAAAAAAGCUUUGUUAUAGAAAUCAGCAUACUAUUUUUUUAAAUCCGGAGAGAAGAUAUUAUGGUGACUGAAAAUAUGGUCAGGUGUCAAAUAUAAAUGUGUAAAAAGCAUUCUUGCUGUCUCGUUGGUCAUGUUACAUUCAUUUUAUAUUUGCAGGCAAUAUCGAAGGUUUCUCUUUUGUUUGUGUAAACUCUAAUUUCUAUCAAGAUGUCAUGGAUUUUUAAAAUUAGUACUUCAUUACAAUUGUCUCAGUGUUGGUUAACUAAUUUUUUUGCCAGGACUAUUAUUGAUCAAGCAAAUAAAUUCAACAGCCAUUUGAGGAAAAAAAAAAAAAGGUCUGAUCU